This is a messenger RNA of Danaus chrysippus (African queen), 1467 nucleotides long. The record is from the annotation of a GenBank genome assembly. Lineage: Eukaryota; Metazoa; Arthropoda; Insecta; Lepidoptera; Nymphalidae.
AUGAAGCAUGUCUGGUCAGUGAAUAAUGUAGUGUCAUCACCCUUCGAAGAUGUGAUAAUUCCCGAUGUAUCUCUUCCCGAACAUGUCUGGAGUAAUAUGCAUAAAUGGUCAGAAAAGACUGCAAUAGUUUGCGGAGUAACUGCGAGAAAAUAUACAUAUUCGGAACUAUAUCGAAAAUCUCAAACAUUAGGGGCGAAUUUAAGGAAAAACUUUGGGAUUAAAAACGGCGAUCUUGUAGCUGUUAUGUUGCCUAAUAUGCCAGAAUAUCCUAUGAUAACUUUGGGAAUAUUGAGCGCAGGAGGCAUUGUAACUACUCUGAACCCAAUUUAUACUUCAUAUGAAGUGCAAAGACAAUUCAUUAGUGCGCAUGUUAAGGUGGUAAUAACUUCACCAGAGAAUGUAUCAACUAUAAAACAAGCAUUGGACUUAAACAAAAUGAGUGCACCUAUAAUUGUAGUUGACUUUAGUAACCAACGUCCCGAUGGAACGAUAUCGUUUAAAGAAAUAAUAAACGAUACUAUUGACACAAGUAUUUUAAAAGAAGUCAAAACCAAACCUAGUGAUGUAUCAUUGCUAUUGUAUUCAAGUGGAACAACGGGACUGCCGAAAGGUGUUGAAUUAACUCAUAGAAAUAUAGUUGCCAAUGCUGUACAACAGGAUCCAGCUGAAAUAAGACAUUACGAUCCAACAACAGUUUUAUUUUUGGGAUCAAAUCCUCAGGUGAAAACAAAACAUUUUGAAUAUUUAAAAUAUGCAGGCUCUGGUGCAGCGCCAUCGCCAAAAGCAGAUGUAGAAAGGUUGUUGGCGAAAUUCGGUCGUAAAGUACGUUUCAGUCAACUGUAUGGCUUAACGGAAGUCUCUCCACUGGCUACAAUAACUCCUGUUAACUACAACAAAUUUUCGGCUGUGGGUUUUCCUUUGCCUAACAUCCAAUUCAGGAUUGUUGACGAAAAUGACAACAAUUUAGGGCCAGGAGAGUUAGGAGAGUUGCUUAUUAAAGGACCAAACGUAAUGAAAGGCUAUAGGAACAAUCCAGAAGCUAACAAAGAUGUUUUCACUAAUGGCUGGUUCCGAACUGGAGACCGAGCGCAAUUCGAAGAAGAUGGAUCUCUUGUUAUUGCGGAUAGAUAUAAAGAACUUAUAAAGGUAAACGCUUAUCAAGUAGCACCAGCAGAGUUAGAAAGCGUUAUAAAGGAUCAUCCUGAUGUCUUUGAUGUAGCUGUAGUCGGUGUACCUGAUAGUAAAACAGGAGAGAAACCCAAAGCUUUUGUUGUUCUUAACAAAAAUAGUCCAGCAAAUGAAGCGGAUAUCAUAGAGUUUGCUAAUAAGAAGGUCGCACCGUAUAAACAUAUUAAAGAGGUCGAAUUCAUUGAGAGUAUACCAAAAAACCCAUCUGGUAAAAUGUUGAGAAGGUUACUUGUUGAAAAAGAUAUUAAUAAUAGUAAAGUUAACUUCAUAAAAAAAUAA